ACGCGCCACGGUGACCCGCCACCGACAGUGGUCUCGCGGACACCGCCAGGGACACACACUCACCGAGGAAGGACGACCAUGAGAGCACCGCUGCUGACUUGCGCGGCCCUCGUAGCAUGCUGCUGUUGGCUGGCCGGGGCCCAGGACGACACAACAGACGCACCGGACGUUUCCACCGACCAGCCUCCGCCUGCCACGACUCCACCGCCGCCGCCGCCACCACCAGGCAUCAACCCGAAUCACUCGUACUAUCCGCCCAGCUACAAACCUCACUUCGGCGGCUACAACCCCAACGGGUACUGGAACCGCUACCCUAGCCAUGGCUACUAUCCUCCCUCCUGGUCUUACCGACCUCCCGCCUAUCAUCCGCCUCCCACCACAUACGAGUGGUGGAGGCAGUUCAAUAGGAAGCCUUCGUUCGAGCACGGUGGCUGGAACGGUGGUGCUGGAGGCUACGGAUACUUGCCGACAGCUGGCGCCGGCAACAUGCACCCGUACUACAGCAACAGCUGGUGGCAGCCGUACUACGUGGCCGUGGGCUACUAUAGGCGAAGUAGCUACCCGCCUCAAACGGGCCCUAACUACCCGCCUCAAACUAGCUCCAACUACCCCAGCUACGGUGGACACUACGGUGGUUACGGCUCCGGUUCUGGUUACCCAUAUGUUAGCGGCACUGACAAGUUUGGCUACCCGUACUAUAGGAGCGGCUAUUACGGAGGCGGAUUGUAUGGUGGGCAAAGCGGUUACAGUGGAGACUACUCUCGCUCUUAUGGCUGUUAUUCAAGUGGCUGCGCAAGUUACACACCCUCUUAUCCGUACUAUGGCGGCUAUCCGUACAACAGUGGCUAUCCAUACGCAGGGGGUAGCUAUGGCAGUCCUAUGUACUAUAACAGUUACGGAAGCUACCCUUACUACGGUAGUGGAUACGGAGGGCAGCCGAACUACGGAGGUGGACAUCCUUCUUACGGCAAUGGUCAUGGCACAUAUUACGCAAGCGGGGGUGGUCAAAUAAGUCACCCCUCUUACAGUACUGGUUAUUACAGCCCUCAAGGCAAUGGAUACAGCUAUGGGUAUGGAUAUCCAUAUUAUAAUCAAGGUAGCAGUUACAAUAAUGGCUACAGAGGCUAUUCGACUGGACAGUACUCUGGUGGUAGCUCGUACCCGUAUGAUUAUUACGGAGCUCAAUAUAACCGCUACUACCCAGACUAUCAUCGUCAUUAUAACUAUCCGGGAAUGACUCGGGGCUGGUACGAUUGUACUUACUAUCCAACAGCACUCAACAAGGGCUACGCUGUCUCAGGAUCCGAAGGCAUAAAACAAAAAGUUGAUCUUAUCAAACAGAACACCGAUAAAAUAAAGAGGACGUUCACGCGUAGGUCUAUUCGGGAGUUGCUGAAAAGCUCCGAAUUCACCGCCCCAGAGACCAGGAGGGCCAACGAUCGGGGUCCUAUGCUGGACCUCUCAAACGACGGUCUCGGCGCUGGUAUGACACUUCUAUCCCAAAACGGUGCGACGAAGAAAGACGCUCCCGCCAGCCUGUUUCAGACUAGAGAUAAGGUGAGGUCGUUUGCCAAGACAGAGGGACCCAGCAACAGCGAUGAGCACAUCACGUCCGAAAUGGUGGAGAUCUUCGAGAAGAGGCUGACGGCCAUGAACCGCAUGUUCGCGGAGCUGCUGACUCCUAAGGAGAUGCAGGAAAACGGCGAGUACUUCACGAGACGCGUUCAGACGUACCGCAGGCUGCUAGACCAGAUGCAGCAGCGUGGCAUGGGAGUCGGCGCGUUGCCGCAGGACGUCGACUCGCAGAACGUGCUGCGUCGGCUCAGAACGCUCGAGAACGAGUUGGACGACCACCGGAGGAGGGCGCUGCGAACUCUUUACCACGCCUUGACCGACGCGGACCUGACGGUGUCAGAUAAGCUCAAAGUGCUCGCCACCGUGUACAACUUCGCCAAAGGAGACAUGAGCGACGAAAGCGACGAGGUUGCCCAAUCUACGGAAAGAAGCGUGAUCUCGUCGGAGGCUGAAAAUGGAAAGGCGUCCGAAAAUGGCGACUCGAUGACAGAUGCAGACGCGAAGCAGUUUUACGAUAGGCUCGAUAAGUUCUUGGAACUUAUACAGAACACGGAGCCGCCAACCUCUGACGAAGGAGGCGAAGGAAGGUCCGACACUUCGGCUGGAACUUCGAAGUCCUUGUCCAACAGCCUGGAAUCUUCAAGCUCAGAGUCGUCGAGUUCAGAGUCUGACAGCUCCGAUGACCGGACAAAGUUCGAAAUCAAAGGAUCGGUCAGUUUGGCGGUUGAUGUGGAAGGAAAGACCGACUUCGGCGCGGACAACAUUGGCAAACUUAUGAAGACAAUACUGUCCUGAAGGCUCAAGGUCCGUGAACGCAGAGUACUUUAUUCUAAUAAAGCCGAUUCGAUU
This is a messenger RNA of Dermacentor albipictus, 2424 nucleotides long. RefSeq lists its product as uncharacterized. The record is from RefSeq and is a predicted model, not a curated record. NCBI's taxonomy places the organism in Eukaryota, Metazoa, Arthropoda, Arachnida, Ixodida, Ixodidae.